Molecule: messenger RNA, 807 nt
Organism: Pecten maximus
Lineage: Eukaryota; Metazoa; Mollusca; Bivalvia; Pectinida; Pectinidae
Exons: 1
Coding region: 1-807 (268 amino acids)
Molecular function (GO): zinc ion binding
Source: RefSeq, a predicted model, not a curated record
AUGCGCAUGCCUGUAUUCAUUGACAACACGUGUCCUCGUCAUACGGGGAAGACGAUCGAAGUAUACUGCCACGACCACAACGCCUUAUGCUGUGUUCUGUGCUUGACACUGUCACAUAGAAGGUGUACGCAGGUCAGUAGCCUUGAAGAUACUACAAAGAUGUUCUCACUUGAUGUCAUCGAAUGUGAGUUAGGCAAGAUGAAGGACGAGUCAAAAACGAUUGUUGAAGAGGACGAAAACAAACUGACCACUCUCGAGGCUGACUACGAGAAAAUGACCAGUAACGUGGCCAGGAUGAUAAAGAAAGCUCAGGAUAAGCUGGAUGGUCUCCACAAACGUUUUCAAACCGGUUUAGAUGUAACAUACCGACGUCAUCGAGAAAGUCUACAUGAACGCUUACGCACUAAUAUGAUAUUUCAAGCAAACAUUGAAAACACUAACCAACUGAUGAGGGUGGUAAAAGGAAAAAGUCCUGACACUGGAACAUUUAUUGUAACGGAACAAUCCAAGACACAACUCCUAAGUCACGUGUGGCGUUUACAGCAGAGGACUGGAGACAAACACAAUACUUUUGAAUUGAAGAUCGGGUAUGACGACGUAUUAGAGAAGGUCGUCAACGUGAUGUCAACUGUGGGAAGAUUAGAAGUCUCCUCUUCAUUGUCAUCGUCAUCACAAGACUCCCUCAAAUCCAUCAGACAAACCAUUGACACACUCCAGGCAACAUCGUCCGUGACAUCGUUUUCCGAAUCAACGUCCUCCUCGGACAUGCUGAGUGAUGUAGGACGCGGGCAGUUCCAUCUUCAUUAG